This is a messenger RNA of Cynoglossus semilaevis (tongue sole), 2495 nucleotides long. Its product is annotated as vesicle-associated membrane protein-associated protein B/C. Gene Ontology annotation, biological process: endoplasmic reticulum membrane organization. Gene Ontology annotation, molecular function: FFAT motif binding. The record is from RefSeq and is a predicted model, not a curated record. Bases 313 to 1062 code for a protein of 249 amino acids. The transcript is spliced from 6 exons. NCBI's taxonomy places the organism in Eukaryota, Metazoa, Chordata, Actinopteri, Pleuronectiformes, Cynoglossidae. Gene Ontology annotation, cellular component: endoplasmic reticulum membrane; plasma membrane.
AUUUUCUCUGUUUAGUUUUUGUAACAGAGCUACGAAUCGUCCCACCCUGGUUCUGCCUUCCCUGUGACGUCACCUCUCUUCCUUCCCAUCGCACCUUGCGUUGCUAGCUCCGUUAGCCUCCACAGCUGUCGGUGGCAGUCAGUAAGUCGUCCAGCCAGUCCGAGCGCUGCUGCGUUUGUAAUCCCCCUCCUCCCUCCGGAACGCCCGUGGACGGCUUAGUUGCUUGUCCGGAAGCCAGUAGCUUCACCUCUCCUUCUACCUGCAGUAAACCACUGUUGUCCUCGCCAUCGAGACAGGAAGAAGCUGUGGGACAUGGCCAGACCAGAACAAGUCCUGGUGCUGGAGCCACAACACGAACUGAAAUUCAGAGGUCCGUUCACAGAUGUUGUUACUGCAAUUCUGAAGCUCACCAACCCCACAGAUAGAAAUGUGUGUUUCAAAGUCAAGACAACCGCACCUCGCAGAUACUGUGUGCGCCCAAACAGUGGCAUCAUUGACGCUGGAAGCUCAGUCAAUGUAUCUGUUAUGCUGCAGCCAUUCGACUACGAUCCCAAUGAAAAGAGUAAACACAAAUUCAUGGUGCAGUCCAUUCUGGCUCCAUACAUGACUGACACGACUGACAUGGAGGGAGUUUGGAAGGAGGCGAAGCCCGAGGAUCUGAUGGAUUCAAAAUUGAGAUGUGCUUUCGAGAUGCCUGUAGAAAAUGACAAAACUCAUGAGAUUGAAAGCGUCAAACCUUUGUCUUCCUCUACCUCCUCUGUUAAGACUGAACACUCUGUGCUCCCCAAGUCGGCCAGUGCCUCGCUGGAUGACGGAGAGGUGAAGAAGAUCAUGGAAGAGUGCAAGCGGCUGCAGAUGGAAGUGCAGAGGCUACGAGAAGAAAAUAAACAGAUCAGGGAGGACGAUGGUCUGCGAAAGAGAAAGGUGACAUCGAUGACCGCUCCUCACUCCUCUGCCAUGGUGUCCUCAAUGGUGAGGGACGAAGGCCUUAACACCCGCGUCCUGGCUCUCUGCGUGCUCUUCUUUGUCAUUGGAGUCAUCAUUGGCAAGCUGGCCCUGUAGAGACACAGAUGGACAGAAGCAGAGCAAUGGAUGGACGGCGUGCUCGUGACGUGUCAGCUACAGCAACAGGGAUUUCUUCUGGGUUUAUGUUGAUUCUCUUUCUUUUCUUUUUUUUAACCUUUAAGGUAAUAUGGUAAGAUAUUGUCUUGAUGGGAAAUAAUAUAAUGUAUAAAAAAAGCAAACAAAGGAAGGCGGGCAGAAACCAUGAUUGCAAGCAUUUUUGCGGCAGCUCUUGCCUUUUUCCUCUCCGAGUCAAUCACCGCCUCUGAUCUGUUCUUUCCGUCUACUCUUUCUUCCUAAAUGAUCUGUCAAACAUGCACAGGUCACAGUUAGUGUUGUGCAGAAGUAGCUUCGCGCUGGCUGAAUAUCUGACGUUGUCGUCUUUGAUUCUUGAGUCUCUGAGUUCAUUUCCUCUGCUGAUAAUCUCUCUUCCACAUAUAACUGAUGAUCUGUAAGAGGUGAACAGUGAAAGACUUCCUUAAACUCACAGACUCCGUGUGUUGUCUUAUAAACAGUAGGUGGUAAAACUGUAAGCCAGUACAAGCCGUGUGUGUGCGUGCGUGUGCGUGUUCAUAAAGAGAGGGCGAAUGGUCAGGAUAAAGGAAGAAUUUACCAAAAUAAAUUUCAUAUAAAAAACAACAUACUUCACUAAUAACUUAUUUUAAUGUCAUUUCCUGACCAGACCUUUUGGUCAGUUGAUAUUCCACAAAUUCAGGUUUUUCCACAUUAUAGUAACAUACUGGAGGGAAACAACAAUUAAUACAAAAAACAUUGUCUGCAGCUUUUGCCCAUUCAACACUUCAGUUGUUUUUGUAUAUCAUCCGUUUGCUUUUUUCCCUUUAUCAUUUAGCCACAACACCUUUCUGAAUAUUAAAUUAUAUACUAUAUUGAGUUUAUCCACUUGUCCCUGCAUUUAUUCUCUUUUUUUUUUCAAUCACAUCAAAAAUCUAGGGGCUUCUAAAGGAACCAUGCUGAGUUUGUCAAACAUCUGUCAGUGGGUCUGUGUGUGUUUGAUUUCUUGUGUUUCCUGUUGGACUUGUAGGUUGUGAGUUUAACUGAGGAGACAGUUUGGUCAGCACGUCACUUUCCCUCUGUGAAAUUUGUUGUUCGAAAUAAAAAUAUUAAUGAUUCAGAUACUAUUGUGUUGCUCGAAGGAGCAGAGAUGAUGUCAGCUGGGAGGAGGACUGACCUGUGAAUACACACUACGUCAUAGAAUUAAAAAAAAUGAAUAAAUGCAUCGUCAUCAUCUGAGAACACAAGCAGAGAUACAAACCGUAAUGUAAUCACACAGUAAUUGGAUACUCUUUUAUAUGUACAUACAAUGAAGGCUAAUAAAGACAAAUUGCAAAGUUAUUAACAUGCUGUAGUGACAAAACAUAAACAACCACCAUGAAUCAUGUAGCACCAUAAUCAAUUAAAAUACAUAAACCCCA